Molecule: messenger RNA, 6499 nt
Organism: Magallana angulata
Lineage: Eukaryota; Metazoa; Mollusca; Bivalvia; Ostreida; Ostreidae
Product: sodium- and chloride-dependent GABA transporter 2-like
Exons: 14
Coding region: 329-2242 (637 amino acids)
Biological process (GO): sodium ion transmembrane transport
Cellular component (GO): membrane
Source: RefSeq, a predicted model, not a curated record
UCGCUUUCCAGCUAGCUGUCCCAUAAACCUCAGAUUGUCAAUGUGUGGUAAAUUAGGUUACGUUUUAGGGUAAUUGCCAUCACUCUUUUAGUGGGAAAGCAAGGUGAAGGCUCUGCAUGUGGGGGAAAAAAAAUUGUCAGGAUCCAGACUCAGCCAUAAAAAACGAGCUGCGUAGGUUGUGUUCUUGCCAAACACCAAAGGUGUUCCUGUGUCAGUAGCAGGAGAAAGUUUUUGUUUCGCAAAAUAAAUCCUUUUAGUUAAGGACUGAGUUUUUAUUUGGAUAUAUAUCCUUGAUCCUUGUUGACUGCUUCGAACUUUAAUAGUCCAGAUGCGCAAAACAAAUGGAUUGGCAAAACAACCUCCAAUGGAGAUGCAGGAGGAAGGGAAAUUGGAAGAGUCGGAUAGUUCCAGCUCAUCCUCGGAAGGGGACUACCACCGGGGUACCUGGAGCCACAAACUGGACUUUCUCUUGUCAGUGAUUGGCUAUUCGGUGGGCGUUUCUAACAUCUGGAGGUUUCCUUACCUGUGCAUUAGAAAUGGUGGAGGUGCCUUCUUGAUUCCGUUUUUCUUCUUCCUGAUUUUCUGUGGAAUACCCCUGUAUUUCCUGGAACUGUGUUUAGGACAGUUCUCAGGGGUAAGUUCCAUAUUUGUAUGGAAGCUAUGUCCAUUGUUUAAAGGGUUGGGAUUUUUGAUGGUCACUGUGUCAGCAAUGAUGUCAUGGUAUUACAUCACUGUUCUGGCCUGGGUCCUAUACUACCUCGUCAAUUCUUUCUAUCACCCCCUCCCAUGGUCUGACUGUUCGGAGAGCUGGAACACUGCCCAUUGCAUUGAGUCUAGGAUCAAAGACUUUAACAAUGUCACAAACACAAUAGUGCAAAAUAUCACUUCAAAUAGCUCCUCCGUAUAUAACAUUAGUCUAGCCAGUGAAACAGGGAUCAAGAAGAAUGCAACCACAGCUGCGAAAGAAUUCUGGCAGAGGAGGGUGCUAAGGAUAUCGGAAGGAUUUGAUGAGGCUGGUUCUGUGGAGCCACAUCUUAUUGUUGGCCUCCUUGUAGCCUGGGUUCUAGUUUUCCUCUGUCUAAUGAAAGGGGUCAAAUCAGUUGGAAAAGUUGUGUAUGUGACAGCAGUGCUGCCCUACAUCUUACUGACAACCUUCUUAAUCAGGGGCCUGAUGCUGGAGGGAUCGAUGGAGGGCAUUAGGCAUUACCUCACCCCCGACUUCUCCAGACUGACUGACUUUCAGGUAUGGCUAGAGGCAGGGAUCCAGGUGUUUUACUCUCUGGGCCCAGCAUGGGGUGGACUGAUCACUAUGUCCAGUUAUAAUAAAUUCAACAACAAUUGUUUCAGGGAUGCUAUCAUUGGCAGUUUGGCUGAUGGACUGACCAGUUUUUAUGCUGGCUUUGUCAUUUUUGCAUUGUUGGGGCAUUUAGCAGCAAUGACGGGCUUAAAGAUUAGUGACAUGGCUGAUUCAGGCCCUGGUCUGGCCCUUGUUGUGUACCCGGAGGCCAUGUUGACCCUGCCCUUCCCUCACCUAUGGGCUGUGCUCUUCUUUCUGAUGUUACUGACCCUGGGCAUAGACAGUCAGUUUGGAACCUUUGAGACAGUGUCCAGUGGCCUGGCUGAUGCGUUUCCUCAGUAUUUCUCUGGGGGAAAGCGGAAAACUCUUUUAACAGCUGCGCUGUGUGCUGUCCUUUUUGUAUUGGGUAUACCUUUCAGUACAAAUGGAGGGAUGUAUUAUUUCCAAAUUGUUGAUUGGUAUGCAGCCUCAUUGUGUGUGACCUUGACCUCAUUCCUAGAGUGUGUCAUUGUGGGCUGGAUUUAUGGUGCUGAUAGAUUUAGUAAAGAUGUGAAAUUGAUGCUAGGAACAGAAGUCAAUGUAGUGAUUCGCUUCUGUUGGUGCAUCGUAACUCCUCUUGCUAUGUUGGCAGCUUUCAUCCUGACCCUGACAAACUACCAGCCUCCCACAUAUGAGGGCUACACUUACCCUGUCCAUGCCCGUGUGAUUGGAUUCCUCCUCUCUCUCGUUCCACUGAUACCCCUUCCCGUAACGGCCGUGUAUUACUUCAGGAAGGUAGAUGGGACAUUCCUGCAGAGGCUGCACAAGCUUACUCAGCCCUCUGAAGAUUGGGGUCCCCAUGUCAGCAAGUACAAGAAAGGGUACAACGAAAUCCACCAUAAUACCCCUGAUGAGACACCGCUCCUUACCAUCAAGAGAAAUCUUCUGGGAAGCCCUUCGCAUUGAUUGGAUCAAUAAUUGGCCAUCUUUGUUCAUUCAUUGUGAAUGGAGAAUUGUGUUGGUUUUAACCCUAAUUUUGGAUUACUAUCCCUUAUAUUCUCUUGCAAAAAUGUGAAGAUCUUGUAAUUCGUCCUAGACAUACAAAGUUAUGGGAACAAUUUGUUUACUAGGAGAAUGAGUUGAUUAAGAUUCAUUAUGGUACUAGUUAGAUUAUGGAGCCUCCUGAGUUAUAGUGUAUGAAAAAAUAUUUUUAAAAGCUUAGUAGUUAAGACACAAUCUAAUUUUCUAAUUAAUUUUAAUAAUAAUUAUAAUUCAAUGAUAAUAAUUUUUUUCUUUUACAUGUAAAUGAUUUCUGAACUUAGAGAGUUAAUUAAUGAGUUCCAAACUGUCUAAAAGACAAAUCAAAAGUUAAAGUAAAAGAGAUCACAGGUGAUCUCUACAGUGCGGGCAUUUUUCUGUGAAAUAAUGACAAUACAGCAAUGAAAGUCAAGUUUUGUGCUAAGUACACACCUGACCUCCUGUUUAGAAUGCGUGUAUAAACAAUGUCACUGCAACGAUUUUUUGUAUACCUUGAGAAAUGACAAAUUCAGCAGUACUUGGUGCACAUAUCUUCAUAAUUGUGUUCUUUAGUGUAGAUUCCGUAUUUUAAUAUAAAUAGAUAUAUACAAUACAUGUGUACCAGGUUACCGCUGUUUUGCAUCAGAUUGUGAGAAAAUAGAACAGUGAGUGUGGAUGUUUCAGUUAACAUUUUAUAUUUGUGAUGGUUACUUCUCAUGAUUUGAUGCGAAUAUUACUGUCAGCGGUAAUUUCUUGCAUUCGAUUAGGAAUCCUCAGUGUUUAAAAAUUGCCAAAUUGGGGAUUGAAGUGAAUAAUUUAUAUUGCAUAAUAAGUAUUUACAUAUUAAGUGUCAAUAUUUUAUAUAUACAUGAAUUUCAAGAACAUUCCCAUUAGUUAUGGUGUAUAUUUAGUUUAGGCAAGCAAAUAUGAUUAUAUAUCAUUAGAUCGGUUUAUUCUUACAAUUUUAUUAUUUUCAUAUUGAAAAACGUCUAACGUUUCCAUUUAUGUAAAUACGAAAAAGCAUUCCAUCAACAUUGAAAGGUUACAAAUUGUUUUUAGAUGAAUACAUUGUUAAUAAACUUACAAAUUAUUAAAUAUUGAAUUUUUCUCUGUAUAGUUGAAAAACAAACCAUAAUAUGUUUAUUUCUGUUAGUUAUUUGAUUGGAGAAUUUUUAAGACUGAAUCUUAUGGUCUUUUUAGAAUUAUAGUGAAAAACAUCCAAAAGGAUAAUUAGGCCUAUAUCAUUAUCUUUAGUUCAGUUAAUUGAUUCAAUUUAAAAUCUUUCGAUUUGUGGUUAUGAAUUUAUUAUUAAUUCUUUAUUGAAUAGAAUGGUAUAAACAUGUACACUGUACAUGUUAUAAAUUUUGAUAACCAGAUUUGUAUAAUGUACAUGCUUGUUUUUAUCUUGUUAUUGUGUUCUGAGUUGUCUCUAUUGAAAAUGAUUUAAACUUGCAGUCUUGGGAGUUUUUUGUAUGUUAUAUUGAAUUGGUGUGUACUUUUGUUUUUUAGACAAUCAGGAGGGUUAUAUGUAUCAUUUAUCUACCAGUCAUGGCUAAUUUUCAGCAUUUUUCCUUUUUUAAUACAGUUUGUUUGCCAGAGCCCAAAACAUUGAUAUGUUGUUAAAAGGUAUAUUGUGCAUGUAAGACAUGUACUAUGAAUAUCAUACUGUAUACACCUACUUCAGUUCUCUGCAGCAGGAAAUUCUAUUGGAGAUUUGUUCAUUUUUUGAGAAUAUAUGUUUUGGUUUUUUAUUUAAUUAAUAACUGAAAGGAUAUUAUCUUCAGUACACAUCGAUUUUGUGAUUAGUUUUAUGUACAAAAUGUUACAGAAAAAUUAAUUUGCCAAUGAUGAUAAGAAAGUAUGCUACAUUGCAGCAAAAUUUCAUGAUCUAUUAUACACCUCUACUAAAGAUUCCUAAUUAAACACGAGGAAUUAAUAUCCGCAUAAAAUCAUUAGAAGCACAUCUCACCUUUAUUUUUCAGACAGAUGAUAACUAAUAAAAGAAACUAUGGCCUCACGAUUUGAUAUUCUUGCAAUUUAAGGCAAAAAAGGUUGAAUUGCGGAAUUAAGUACAUGUGUUAAAUAAGGAAUCUACAGUAUAUGUGGUAUAUGUGUUCAUAUGCAGUUCUUGGUGUUAGAAUUUUGAAAUCCAAUUAGACUUCUCAUUGACUUCAGGUUGUCUCUAAACCAGUAAAAUACAGUCAAAAACAUUUUGUUACAAACAGAUGAAGUCUGAAUACACAUGCGGUUCUUUUUUAUGUGUUAAUUACUUAAUAGGUGAUAUGUUGUUUUUUUUUAAAAACUGGAGUUUCACUUUUUUAGUGACUUAUUAGUGCUAAAUGCUAUUCAUGCUUGUUGCAUAUUUCAAAUCAAUUGGAUUAGGUAUUGUAUCCAAUACAGCUUUCUUUGUGUGGGUAUUUUUAUAUUGUUUAUGGUACAUGUACUUGUUCUGAUUAGACUAUUCUAGUGAUUGGAAGUGUUCUAAAUAUUGCAGAAAUUUUAUUUUUUUGAUGAUUUAUUUACUAUUCAUUUGAGAGGGGAAAAAAAGAUAUCUGAUAGCAUCAUCACCUUUGACAAUUAUUGUAUAUUGUCAAUUGAAUGGUUUUCCAUGUAAUAAAAUUAAUUUUACCAUAUUUUUAUCACAGGGACCAAGCCCGUUUUAACAUUAAUUUUAAUGUAACCAUAAAUGAUUACACUGAAAUACAUGUUAAAGCGGGCUUGGUCCCUGUGAUUUUUAUGAUGCUGAAGAAUUGUUUGCCAAUUUUGUGGAUGUUUUUUUUUUAAAAUAAAUGUAACAUAUGUUUGAAUAGUAUAUUAUGUACAUACCAGGUACAUGUAAUGCAAUGUUUCUGUAACAACCUCUGAUUAGUAAAACAGAUUAAUUACUUCUGGUCAUCCGUAUGCCAAACAUUCAAAACGGGAUAAACUCACAAUUGUAUAACAUUAUAUGCGUGAAUGGUUUUAUAAAGUGUAUGCAAGUCCUUUUUCUUAGAAAAUGGCUGACAAUUUAAGGUGAACUUUAUAACUAAGGAAUAACAAACUAGUCUGUGGUCAUUUUAAAUGCAUAAUAAUUUGUACUGGUUAUUAUUUUACAUCAUAGUCAUAUUUUAUAUUUCAUUAAUUAAUUAUGAAUAGUUAGUGUUCUUAACACUUUCUUUCUUACCUGUACAAAUCAAUGGAGACUAAAAUAUAUACAUCACUAUUAAGCUAAUCAUUUUCUUGCUGUAUACUUAUUGAAAGAAUUAUUGCCCAAGAUUUGCAAUUGUGCAUUUCAGGUUUUUUUUACAAACACACAUGUUUGUACUUUGCUUGGUGAAACAGUUGCUGUUUCUGCAGACAAUAAUUAACUUGCUAUUGUUUACAUAGCCAGUAAAUAGGUAUAUAAUAUAGAAUAUUAUACAAUGUAAUAGUAAACUGUACCUAUAAAAGAAGUUUUUUAUUGUAUUAAUGUAAAAUCCAUAUUUGAUAUCUAAAAAGUAUUCAAAAUAUUUGAAUUUAUAUCAAACAUAUUCAAUAUUUCAAAUCUUCCAGUUUAAUAUUUACGUAAACUUGUAUGUAGGUAGAUCUUAAAACUUUAAAUGGUUUCUUAACUUCCAUAUUACCUACAAGCAAAGAGUUUACCGAACCGAUCCACUCCUCGCUGAUAGUUGAGCGGAUCUUAAACCUUUGACUAUUAGUGAAGAUGGCCCACAUGUAGCUUUCAAAUAUAUUAUAAAUAAGUUCUAACCUGCUCAAACGUUCGCCAGAAUUUCAUUUUUGUGAUAAUUUUAGAGAGCAGCAUCACUUAGAGAUUUUUUUUGAUCGACUUGGAUAUUCAUUUAUUAAGCCUUCAAUGUUCAUUUCCCUUUGAAAUUUAUAUUAAAUUCACAUGUAUAUGUGAAUUUCAUCAGUAUUACAAUUUACUAUCAAUUGUAUAAUAUAUUAGUUUCCAGUAGGUUUUCACGUUUUGAACAUCGUUAUUUUCAAUGAUUUGUUUUUAAUAAACAUUAGAAUUUCAACAGGUAAUAAAUAUCAGCUAGUCUUGCAUCUUGCCGGUUAUUUAAUGACUAGUCCUGAGUUUGUUAAGAAGCCGAAGCUUUUUAGACAAAUUUUGAUGUGAAUUUUUAAAACAUGGAUAUGACAGUUGCUUUGACAAAGAACAUUUCUUGGAAUCUAUUAUGAUUUUUUAAUGUUUAUGUCAAUUAUGAAUUAAAUCAUAACAUUUUU